Messenger RNA from Tarenaya hassleriana, 1748 nucleotides. RefSeq names its product probable Xaa-Pro aminopeptidase 3. Bases 131 to 1558 code for a protein of 475 amino acids. Gene Ontology annotation, cellular component: mitochondrion. The record is from RefSeq and is a predicted model, not a curated record. Lineage: Eukaryota; Viridiplantae; Streptophyta; Magnoliopsida; Brassicales; Cleomaceae. Gene Ontology annotation, molecular function: manganese ion binding; metalloaminopeptidase activity. The transcript is spliced from 14 exons.
CCAGGUAAAACCCUGAAACGCGACGCUCAAACGAUACUCCAUUAAACCCUGAAUCCCGAUUUGGGUCACAAUCACCGUAUCGAUUCAGUUUGUGCUGGGAGAAGAAGGGUCAGAGCGAGAGUGAGCAGAGAUGCAGAUUCUUGCACGGAAUCUAGUACGGAGACUAUCAAGUAAACAUGUCACGGGUCGCUAUGGUUAUUCCACUAUGAAGGUCCUUGACAUCGGACAGCCAACUCCGGCAUCUCAUCCUCAUCUAAUGGCAGAACGAGAGCUGACACCCGGUAUAGGCGUGGAGGAAUACAUCGGUAGAAGAAAAAGGCUGCUGGAACUUCUUCCUAAGAACAGCUUGGCCAUAGUUGCUUCAGCCCCCGUGAAGAUGAUGACAGACGUGGUUCCAUAUACGUUCAGACAAGAUGCAGAUUACUUGUACAUAACUGGCUGCCAGCAACCAGGUGGUGUGGCAGUUUUAAGUAAUGAGCAUGGUUUAUGCAUGUUCAUGCCGGAAUCAACUCCUGAUGACGUUGCUUGGCAAGGACAGAUAGCCGGGGUUGAAGCUGCAUCCGAUGUGUUCAAGGCAGAGCAAGCAUUUCCAAUUAGCAAAUUACCCGAGAUUCUUUCAGACAUGAUAAGAAGCUCUUCUAAAUUGUACCAUAACGUUCAAACAGCCUCGCAGAAGUACACAGGCUUGGAUGAGUUUCAAAAGGCAGCAUAUACAGGAAAAGUGAAAAACUUUUCUAGUUUGACUCAUGAACUGAGAUUAAUUAAAUCUCCAGCUGAACUCAUAUUGAUGAGAGAGUCUGCAGCUACUGCUUGUCAGGCUCUUCUGCAAACAAUGCUACAUUCAAAAGGGCAUCCUGAUGAAGGCGUCUUGUCAGCCAAGGUUGAGUAUGAGUGCCGGGUAAGAGGUGCUCAGCGAAUGGCUUUUAACCCUGUGGUCGGUGGUGGACCUAAUGCCAGUGUUAUUCAUUACGCUCGAAAUGAUCAGAGAAUAAAAGAUGGUGAUCUUGUUUUGCUGGACAUGGGUUGUGAGUUACAUGGUUAUGUUAGUGAUCUUACUCGUACAUGGCCACCUUGCGGUAAAUUCAGUCCUCUCCAGGAGGAGCUAUACGAUCUUAUACUUGAGACAAACAAAGAGUGCAUAAAGCUAUGCAAGCCCGGUACAACCAUCCGCCAACUAAAUGCGGUCUCGACCGAUAUGCUGUGCAAAGGAUUGAUGAAGAUGGGCAUUUUGAAAAAUCAAAGUCUGUAUCACCAACUGAAUCCAACCUCCAUAGGUCACUACCUGGGUAUGGAUGUGCACGAUUGCUCCUCCGUGGGAUAUGACCGUCCUUUGCAACCCGGUUUCGUGAUAACGAUUGAGCCAGGAGUCUACAUCCCAUCUUCAUUCAACUGCCCGGAGAGGUACAAAGGGAUGGGGAUAAGGAUCGAGGAUGAGGUUCUCAUCACAGAGACAGGCUUCGAGGUGCUUACGGGUUCGAUGCCUAAAGAGAUCAAACACAUAGAGGUCUUGCUGAAUCAUCACUGCCGUGAAAACGCAGCCGCGGAGUUUCGUGGGUGACUGAUUUAUCCGUACGGAUACGGACCCAUCUGAUUCAGUUCCCAUUCGAAACUGAUGAUUCUUCUCAGCUUCUGUUUGUCCGAAACAGUUUUCGGUUCUUACAUGAUGAAGUCCCUAAACUAAAUAUUCUUUUAUAUUAUGUUAUAUCUUUUAAUUGCAUUAUUUUAUUUGGUUUAUAUUUAUUGAGACA